AUGGUGAAAUAUCAAGCCUUCCUUGUAUCAUUGACAAGUACAGCUGUCUUUGCUGCUGUUGAUCUGUCUAAAUUCCCCACAAAAACAGAUCCCACACAAGUCACCAUCCCCAACAUCCCUCAAACGACAUCUCAUGAUGUAGCAACAGAAUGUCAAUACUAUCAAUCAAACUUCACUAUUGACAAGACUCAAUGGCCUACUAUCUGGGAUAUUGCUACCAGUAACAACAUGAACACUUCCUCUGAAUUCAUGAAUGUGUACAACUCUAUCGAUUGGACCAAGGCUCCUACCGCUCCUGUGCGUAAACUCACUGCCGCAGGAGGUCUCGAUUUGACUGGCUACGAUACUGCAAACGAUCCCGACUGUUGGUGGUCUGCUUCUCAAUGUGUAAAGCCAAAGGCUGCUGGUGUAAAUGCUGAUAUUUCUGCCUGUCCUGAACCAGAAACAUGGGGUCUUACCUUUGAUGACGGACCAAACUGCUCUCAUAAUGCAUUCUAUGACUAUCUCGAGACCAACAAACAAAGAGCUUCCAUGUUCUACAUUGGGUCUAACGUGCUCAACUGGCCCUACGGUGCUCUCCGUGGUCUCAAGGACGGACAUCAUCUCUGUGGCCAUACAUGGUCUCACAAAAUGAUGACAACUUUGACCAACCAAGAAGUCCUUGCUGAGCUCUAUUACACUGCAAAGGCAAUCAAGUAUGUUACUGGUGUUACUCCUUUGCACUGGCGUCCUGCUCUUGGUGAUUUGGAUGAUCGUGUACGUUGGAUUGCUACUCAAUUGAACAUGACCGCUAUUCUCUGGAACCUCGAUACUGAUGACUGGGCUGCUGGUUCCACUCCUGGCAUUACUGCUGAUACUGUGAACCAAAGAUACAAUGACUUUAUUCAAAUGGGCGCUAAUGGUACCUUUAAGGAUUCUGGUAACAUUGUGCUUUCUCACGAAAUCAACAACAUGACUAUGGAUUUCUUUGUUAAUCACUACCCUGAUAUCAAGAAGAACUACAAGCAUGUUGUCGAUGUAGCCACCUGUAUGAACAUUGCCCAUCCCUACCUGGAGCAGGUGAUCACUUUCCCUAGUUUCGAUGCAAGUACCAAGAACAAUGCCAGUACAGCUACAGGUUCAGGUGUCAUCCCUGGUGCCUCAAGUGCUCCUAGUUCGGGUAAUUCAGUUACACCAAAUACUAACUUUUAUAAUGGUCCACUUUUCAUUGCUGCACUUUUUGGGUUGCUUUUGGUUGCUGUAUAA
Mucor velutinosus is the source of this 1245-nucleotide messenger RNA. RefSeq lists its product as uncharacterized. Gene Ontology annotation, cellular component: membrane. Gene Ontology annotation, molecular function: chitin deacetylase activity. Gene Ontology annotation, biological process: carbohydrate metabolic process. NCBI's taxonomy places the organism in Eukaryota, Fungi, Mucoromycota, Mucoromycetes, Mucorales, Mucoraceae. The transcript has 3 exons. The record is from RefSeq and is a predicted model, not a curated record. Bases 1 to 1245 code for a protein of 414 amino acids.